AUGGCUCUCGCGUUUCUUACGCUGCUGCAAAUCGCUUCGGCGGCGUCAGUAUUCUCCCGUAACGCGCCGUCUCUCGAACACCGCCAAGUCUCGUCCAACAGCACGUACCCGUCACCAUCGGCCAAUACCACCUCAGGCUACAAAGCAGCUCUCUACUUUCCCAACUGGGACAUUUACGGCCGCAACUAUCAGCCGCAGGACUUGCCUGUGCAGAAUCUGACCCACGUUCUGUAUUCUUUCGCCAACAUUCGUCCGGAUACUGGCGAGGUCUAUCUUAGCGACGAGUACGCCGAUCUCCAGAAGCAUUACCCCACUGAUUCCUGGAACGAUGUCGGUAACAAUGUGUAUGGUUGCGUGAAGCAGCUGUAUCUUCUCAAGAAGCAGAAUCGGCAUUUGAAGACGUUGCUGAGUAUUGGUGGCUGGACGUACAGCACCAACUUCCACGUACGUCCACGAGACACACUGUAGGACGUUACGAUUGCUGACGCUUUCCAGCAAAUGGUCGGCACCGCUGCUCUGCGAGAAGAGUUCGCCAGCUCCGCCGUGACUUUGAUGCUGGACCUUGGCUUCGACGGGAUCGACAUCGACUACGAGUAUCCGCAAAGUACCGACGAAGGCGCUCUGUUCGUCCUGCUUCUCGAGGCUACUCGAGCAGCUUUGACCAACUAUUCCAGCUCCCUUCCGGACGAGCCCUACUUCCUCCUAUCUGCCGCUGUCCCCGCUGGACCACAGAACUACCAAAACCUGGCAAUCGCCGAGAUGGACCAGUACCUGGAUCUCUGGAACCUCAUGGCUUACGACUAUGCCGGUUCCUUUUCCACGUAUUCCGGCCAUCAAGCCAAUCUCUAUGCUUCGUCGGAUAAUGCUAAUAGUACGCCUUUCAACACCGAUCAGGCUAUCCAGUAUUAUCUCGACAAUGGGGUUACCCCGAGUAAGCUUCUCCUGGGUAUGCCGCUCUACGGUCGCGCGUUCGAAAUGACGACCGGCCCUGGUCAGACGUAUAGCGGUAUCGGAAGCGGUUCGUGGGAGAAUGGUGUCUGGGACUACAAGGCUCUUCCGAAGGCUGGUGCUACAGAGUACUUCGAUCCGAAUGUUGGUGCUUCUUGGAGUUACGAUGCAUCCACUCAGGAGAUGAUAUCUUACGAUACGCCGACGGCUGCCGCUGCCAAGCUGCAGUACAUUCAGUCGAGAGGUCUGGGAGGAGGCAUGUGGUGGGAGGCAAAUGGUGACAAGCCCAUGAAUGGGACGGGAAGUCUGAUUCAGCUUGUUGUCAACGGAUUUGGUGCGCUGGAGAAUAGUACGAAUGUGUUGAGCUACCCCCAAAGUCAGUAUGACAAUAUCAGAGCAGGGAUGCCGUCGUGA
Messenger RNA from Lecanosticta acicola, 1362 nucleotides. NCBI's taxonomy places the organism in Eukaryota, Fungi, Ascomycota, Dothideomycetes, Mycosphaerellales, Mycosphaerellaceae. The record is from the annotation of a GenBank genome assembly.